Molecule: messenger RNA, 2496 nt
Organism: Aspergillus pseudonomiae
Lineage: Eukaryota; Fungi; Ascomycota; Eurotiomycetes; Eurotiales; Aspergillaceae
Product: ankyrin repeat-containing domain protein
Exons: 3
Coding region: 1-2496 (831 amino acids)
Biological process (GO): protein localization to ciliary inversin compartment
Cellular component (GO): ciliary inversin compartment
Molecular function (GO): protein binding
Source: RefSeq, a predicted model, not a curated record
AUGAAUGAUUUUGACGAUGUCUUACGCCUGAGAAGAUGCUGUCGUCGCAUGCACGAAAUAGUCAAUGUACAGGAAUAUCGCAGUACCAUUUUAGCGGCAAUCCUGAACAAUCUCGAUGCCACUUGGUUUUCGACCGUGGAUGCUAUUGAGGCUAUAGCGAAGCAAAUCCCGAAUCAUAACCAAAAUAUUCAUGAUGCAGUCUUGAGAUGGCAAAGCCUGAAAGCCCUACAACAAGCAGAGAGCACUUUUGAACCAUUCGAAGAGGAUUAUGAAGAAUUAGUAGAAGCGCUGAGAAACGACGACGCCAAUUACUACGGCCUGCCGCUGAUAUGGGCAGCAUCAAGGGGAAUUGAACCAUUGGUCCUGAUGAUGCUCAACGAGGUUGAGGAUGUGAAUGCAAUCGGUGACGUUGAGGGAACACCCCUGGGGCUUGCAGCAAAAAACGGUCACCAACGAGUUGUGCGAAUGCUGCUGGAUAAGGGAGUCCAACCGGAACAAAAAGACCAAUUGAUUCGCAUGACCCCUUUGGCGUGGGCUGUUCUCUAUGGCCAUGCUGACAUAGUAGACCUUCUACUAGACAGGGGUGCCGAUAUAGAAUCAAGAGAUCGGGGUGGAAUGACUCCCUUGUGCUUCGCGGCGCACAACGGGAAUGUGAUGCUGGUAAAGAAGUUAUUGGAGAAUGGCGCGCAAGCUAUGACCAGGAUAUCAAACGGCCAAACCCCGCUUCAUAUUGCAGCGAGCCGACGCAACGAGGAAGCUCUCUCCAUUUUGCUAGAGCAUUGCUCGUUCCACGACUGUCAGGAAAUACUUACUAGUCGUGACGAGGACUAUGGGGCCACACUUCUGCAUGAGAUUUGCGGAGCGAGCUGUAACGUCAGCUUCGUGAGGCAUUUGCUGGCUGAGGGAGUUCAGCCAUGUGUUUUCGAUUCCAGAGGGACAAGUCCAUUGACGAGGGCCUUGCGCAACGAUGUUCCUCCCCCCGUGACUGAAGAUGAAGAUGAACUGUUCGAGAAAGUUAGGCUACUGUCUAAGGAUGCUGCUGUGAUUUUAACCCCGACAGACCGAUACGAGAAGACCUCACUGCACCUGGCUGCCGAACGGCCAGACCCCAGGAUAAUGAUCUGGCUUCUGGAACACCAAGGACGCUCUGGUUUAAAUCAACCGGACGCUUUUGGCAACACCCCUCUGCUCGUGGCACUGCGUAAGAACAACACAAAAGUGAUUGAGAGUCUUCUGAGCUUGCCAGAUAUCGAUCUGAAUUGCCGGCAAUACGAUGGGCAAACAGUACUUCAUAUGGCUGCCCAGAGGUGCACGCCAAUCGAGAUAUCGAGCCUGCUGAGACUGAAUCCGGCUUUGUUGAAUGCCGUUGACGAGGAUGGCAGAACACCCCUGUUAGAGGCUUUUCGGGCUCGUCAACUGGAGAACUGUGAGUAUUUAUUGAAAAAUAAUGCCGACAUCAGCAUUGCAGACAACUUUGGCCAGGAUCCUCUUCGUUGGGCCACACAGGAGACGAAGGAGAUUAAAUUCUAUGAGCUUCUGAUGGACAGGGACCUUGUUUCCCUUGACCACCAAGGAAACACUCUUCUCCAUAAUGCAGUUCGCGGACAUUCAAUUCAGAGAGUUACCAAUCUCUUGGUGUCUCCUGAUAUCAACUUGCGCAACCAAAACGAGCUUGGAGAUACCGCAUUGCAUACCGCUGUACAGAAUGGAACUCAUGCAAAAACAGAGGAAAUCAUCCAAGUGCUUUUACAAGCUGAUAAAAUAUUCACUCUCGCCCGCAUCCCUAACAAUAGCGGUAAAACUGCUCUGGAUUUAGCACUUGAGAGAGGAAGAGAAGACAGCAUUGAAAUUCUUGUGCAACCCAGAUGGAAUUCCACAGCUGGACUCGAAUGGGAUUCAGAGUCUAUUUGGAUCCAGAAAUGGUCCGAUCAGCCCUGGUACUCAGAUCUACUCCGCAUCAUUGGCGCAGCAAGAUUCGACCUUGCAGCCCAAACGCAGCUGCUGGUUGAUCAAUGCGGCGGCCCGCCUUUGACUAUCUCCAGGAAAGAUCCACAAAUGUUCGAGUGGAGAAAGUUCGUAGAUGUGCCGCCAUACCUUUCUGUCCCAAUCCCCCCAGGUCAUCCUUCUCCUGUUCGGCGGCUCGUCUUCACUAUGGUAUCCUAUGAUCAAGGAUUAAGCGAUCGGAAUCCCGUAUUUGAAAGACUUGAGGGCAACUACUGUGGCUCCAGGACAUGGUUUGAAGUUUGUAUUAGUAAAUCGUCCCAGGCCGAUCAGGUAAUCUCAAGCCGGGAGGUCCAACGCAAUAUCUACAACAGUUCUCAGCCUAGGCAACACACAGUGAUCUGGGAUGUUCGAGAUCCAACUCCAGGACUCAAAGAAUGGCUUCGCAGUGUUGAGGGAGGGGACAUUCUCCAUAUUAAUCCUAUGGCUUCUCACUGCGAAUGGUGGAAUUGUGUCCAGGAGGUCACUGUUACGGUUUUCUAUGAGAGGUCCUAA